AUGCAGCCCCAGUCGGAGAAGCCCAAGCGGGCUCCCCGGAAGCACGUCACCACCGCCUGUGUUCCUUGUCGAGAGAGUAAGAUCAGAUGUGACGGGGCUACCCCGAAUUGCCACAACUGCGAGAAGAAAGGAAAGGAUUGCAAAUACCAACACGGUGAUGAUAAGCGGAAAGUGUCUCUCCGCGCUGCCACGGAGCUGUUUUCCGCCAGAAUAGACCAACUAUGCCAAUUCAUCUACGACAGUGGCCUAGAGCCGCCCCCAAUGAAACCUGAGGAUGAGUCGGGCAUGAACAGAGUCCUGGAUACCUUGCAAAUUCCUCGGGGACUAGCAAAAAGGAGAGAUUCAGUGGCAUCUAUUGGACACAAUGCGCCGCCUCACCCAGCAGUCACACAAUCCCCUGACCAGACUUCCCCCAUGCCUCCUCCAGUGAGUCGUCAGACGGGUGUCACCGAGAGUGUGCCUACGGUUUCAUCUCCCUCGCACAGUGUACUUUCUAAUCAGCGAUUCAUACCCCUGACCGAGAAAAGCCAAGAUCCUAUGAACACUCUGGCGAUGAACCCAGGGUUGUCAACUAAUUAUCCUUCGACGCACUGGGGGUUCACUCUGCCAACCGCCGAAAGCCUGGACGCUCUAUACGCUAACAUAGAUGGCGCUUCCAAUCGCUCAAACGAGAACAGUUUGAGCCCAGAUAGCCUGCAGUUCACACCAGAUAUAUCUCAACAACCGGGUGUGUUAUUAGGCCAAGCGUGGAAUGACCGAGACAAUGAUUCCGACAGUGGUGAGGAAGACGAAGCUGAGAAAGAUGUUAUUGAGCAGAUCUCGCAUCGUAUAGGAACAUUGAAGAUUGCUGGAGAUGGGCACCUCAGGUUUUAUGGGGCUACUUCAAAUCUCAACCUGGUAGACGUGUCUGCGACACAACAACGACAGCGUCCGGAUGCACGGACCGUCCGUCAUGAUGGACAAGAUAUUUUGAAUCAUCUGCGGGUCGGGCAGCCUGUUGACCCAGCACUCGAGGACCACCUUGUCGAACUUUACUUUACUUGGCAAAAUCCAAGCACCUACGUGGUCGACAAAGAUAUGUAUAUGGAUGCGAGGAUAAAAUGGAGAAACGAACUGAUAGACACGCCAUUCUACUCGGAAGUCCUUACAAAUGCCAUGUGCGCUAUCGGAAGUGCAUUCGAAGCACGGUAUCAUCCUACCUUUAUCACAUUUCCUAAAUCCCUUUCAGAAUUCUUUGCAGACAGGGCCAAGGCUCUUCUAGAGAUCGAAUUGGACUCUCCCUGUGUCGCUACCGUUCAAGCCCUUGUUAUUCUGAGCUCUCAUGAAGGAUCUUCUAAUCGCGAUGCAAGAGGCUGGCUCUAUAGCGGAAUGUCAAUGAGACUUGCCUUUGAUCUUGGGCUACACCUGGAUACGACGCCUUACGUUGAAAAGGGCGACAUAAGUGCUCAUGAGGCCGACGUGCGUCGAAUCGCAUUCUGGGGAAGCUACACUGCCGACCACUUCUGGGGAUUCUACCUCGGACGGCCAUUCCGAAUGAAUGCAGGGGAUAUUACUAUCCCCAAACCCGCUUCCGACUUGGGUGCUGAGAAAGAAGGCAUGUGGUACCCGUAUGGGUUACCGAUGAAACAGGACGCUUUGGAGAACGGAUUGAAGAACCCGAAUGAAUUGAUUAGCCGACAAUUCGCUGUUCUCUGGGAGAUCAUAUCCCCCGUCGGCCAUAUUCUAUAUGGAUGCUCCGACAUUCCACGGCAUGACCUGCAGAGGCUAUGUCACAGAGUAACAGAUGACCUCUUCGCUUGGAAGGCCAACCUGCCAUCGAACCUGGAUGUUGAUCUUGGAAACGAUGUUGCUCCGAAACUGCCUCAUCUUCUAGUACUCCACAUGCAAUACCACCAAAUCGUCAUAUUCACCCACCGACCCUGGGUCUCCAAAAGCUACAUCCAACCACGCAGUCCGCGCCAAGGCCCCGGCUAUCACCACGCGCGACGAAUGUGCGUCGAGUCAUCGAUCGCAAUCGCACGACUCCUCCACAUCUACGAAAAACACUAUACAUUCCGACGCAUGAACAACCAAGUCGUCGCCAUCAUCUUCAGCGCCGCUCUCAUGCUCCUCUACGUCACCAUCUCCAGCUCCCGACCCGGCGGAGACAGCAGCAGCAGCAACGCCGAGAUGGUCGCUUACCUGAAUCUCUGCUUCCGAGCACUCGACGAAAUCGGCCAAUCAUUCGAAAACGCCAAGCGCACCCGAGACUUCCUGGUUAGUCUGCAACGGCGCUGGCAAGCGCACAUGCGACGCUCUGGGGCGCUCAAGCGCCAAACAAGCCAUCAACUCUCCUCGCAACAACCCAUCGGGCGCAUUCCGGACUCGGAAGCUGCGCGGAAAAAGUCUCGCGUGACUGCACCCAGGAAUCAUGCCGCUAUCCCUAUGUCUUUACCCACUGCGCCGUCUCUGACAGGGGCAGGUCUUUCAUUCAAUCCGCCUCAGUCUCAGCGCGGGCUCGGACCACCGUGUCUUGAUCCUUCUCAGCAAUUGGGUGCAUGUCAGCCUGGGGACCUGGAUUGGAUCCGCGACUCGGAUCUGCAAUUGCUCUCGGAAAAUCUCGGAGAUAGUGGGUUUCCUCCGCCGGGGAACACAACCUCGUAUGGGGACGACCCGGGUCUGCCCAGUUUGGCUGAUAUAGAGCCGUGGUGGGAUUCACCCAAUGUCAAUACGUUUGGGGGGUCGUCGUUAUGA
Molecule: messenger RNA, 2733 nt
Organism: Aspergillus ibericus CBS 121593
Lineage: Eukaryota; Fungi; Ascomycota; Eurotiomycetes; Eurotiales; Aspergillaceae
Product: transcription factor domain-containing protein
Exons: 8
Coding region: 1-2733 (910 amino acids)
Biological process (GO): DNA-templated transcription; regulation of DNA-templated transcription
Molecular function (GO): zinc ion binding; DNA binding; DNA-binding transcription factor activity, RNA polymerase II-specific
Source: RefSeq, a predicted model, not a curated record